Messenger RNA from Besnoitia besnoiti, 5292 nucleotides. RefSeq names its product AP2 domain transcription factor AP2III-4. The transcript is spliced from 6 exons. Bases 1 to 5292 code for a protein of 1763 amino acids. Lineage: Eukaryota; Apicomplexa; Conoidasida; Eucoccidiorida; Sarcocystidae. Gene Ontology annotation, biological process: regulation of DNA-templated transcription. Gene Ontology annotation, molecular function: DNA-binding transcription factor activity. The record is from RefSeq and is a predicted model, not a curated record.
AUGAAGUCUCCUGCGACGCACGCUAAAGGCGGGGGCUCAAUGCCACCCUCUGGCUCAUGCCGGAGAGGUUCUUUGGACGCGAGUGAGUUGCCUUUGGCCUCUCCGUCUCUCCCGCUAACGCCAGCAAGAAGUGCAGAUGGUCAGGAGCAACAGCCUCCUCCAAUUCUGCAUGGCGGGCGGUCGUGGCGCUCGCCGGGCGAGGUGGGAGCCCUUCCGGUGUCGGCAGGCAUUGAAAGUCCUCUGAUCUCAACCGCGCUCUGCUGCUCGCCAUCUCUCUCAUCUGUCCCCCGAAGAGGGGGCUUGGAAGAGGCGGGAAAACCAUUCAAGGCUGACGCACUUGGAGUCCCGUCCCCUGCAGCUCCUUGCGUGGCUCCUUUCCCCUCGUCCGUGGGCGAAGCACCCUCGCGCAGUUCUCCGUCUCCCCACACAGCGUCUAUCCUCAGCGAUGUGUUCUCGGGGCUCGCUCGCUCCAAGACGAUCUCAGCAGAGCCACGGUCGUCGCCCUCUGCACCUGCCCCCCUUCCCUCUGCCCGCUUGACGGCAGGCGCGAUGGUUUCUGGCGCCCUUGCGUUGAGCCCAAGCCUGCAGUUUUCUUCGGGAACGCUCAACAGCUGCAUGCCCCAUGAAGAGCAAAAGACACUCUGCGCAGGCGCACCGGGCGCGACUGCGGACCCUCCUCUCGCGAGACUCGGCGCAGGCGCGGUCCCACAGCUUCCGCCACCCAUGCCGACUAUGCUCUCGAAUGUGAGAUCGAAUCAUGCGCUCUCUCCGGGGGCAGCAGGGAGCGCGCGGGCCACGCCUGACAGUCUGGGUUCUGCCGCGCCGCUCUCCGGGCACCUCUGGCCGCCGCUCUCUUCAGCCUACUGCUCGCGCGAGAGCCUACUCGCGGCGGCGACGGAGAGACCAGCACUCGUCUCUGGAAGCGCGGGAUUCCUUUCUCCGGCGCUUCCACCCAGCUUCCACUGCGGCAAAGAUCGAGCGGCCGCAGCUGGCGCCCAGAUGCAUCCCGCGGUCUCCGGAUUGCCGCAGCUGCCUCCUCAGACAGCCCCAGGGGCCCCGGGGCACACCGACGGACGCGAAUCGCUGCCCAAGGUCGUCGGGGUUCGGUAUGACAAAGUGAACAAGACCUGGAGAGCCUCCUGGUACGACCCCCAGUCGAAACGAAGAGUGGAGCGGAAGUUCAGCGUCAACAAGUUGGGCUUUAUCAAUGCGUACAACAUGGCAACAGAGUGCCGGAAGCUACACGAGCAGAAGCUCGGCCUGCGAGACCGGGCGGGUCGCAAGCAACAGCAGCAGUCCAAGAGCCCCUCCGUCGCCGCUCCGCCUGCCGUCUUGGUCCCCGCCUCUUCGUCGGCGUGCGUGCCUCAGCUGGAACUGCAACGCCAACAAGAGCUGCUGACGCAGGCCUCGUCGUGGGCAGCCUCGCAGUCGCUUCUGGCCGAGCGCCUGGAAAAGGGGACUCUGCAGCAGUUCCUUCCGUUUGACUUCGAGCAUGCACUCAGCUCGCAGCGCGCUCCGGUCGGCUCCGCGGCGGCUGGCCCUUUCAGCUCGUCUGCUGAAGCCGCAGCUCUCGCAGCCUUCUCUGCUGCCACCGACUCGUUCCUCGCUCCUCAGGGUGCAUUUCGCAAUCUCGAAGGCACGCCCCAAAGGCCCGCUGCUGACCUGCAGAGUCAGCACCAGCUUCAUCUCUUGUCGCUCGCCGCAGCGCAGCCCACGGUCAAGCCAGAGCUACAGAGCGGGUCUGCGCGCUCCGACCUGAGCGGCAUGCAAGGUCGUUCGACUCAGGAGGCGCGCGUCGCCGAACCUGAGCCAGAAGAUUCUGCGCCGAAAACGCCUCCAGAAAACCCCGGCGAGCGGCUGUUGUCAAUUCGACCCCGAAAGCGCAAGGGGCACCCGGAAGAAGAUUCCUCGAGCCCGCCACGAGGCGCUGUAGCACGUCUUGAGGGCUGCGGCGCUCAGACGGGGGAGGGCGGCGAGGCGCAGGACACGAAGGACGUGAAACACGCAAAGAUCUGGCACAGCGGAGGCGGCGCAUGCGCUGCUGACGGCCACGGGCGAAACUCGAGCACGCCGCCGAGUUACAGUUUGGGAGGAGCGUGUCUGCAGAGCGGAAAAGGCAGGCACGCCCACGAGAACGAGGGGACCGGUGGCGGCGAGGGCACAAGCUCCGCUCACGGUCAGCGCGACGCGCAGGCCGGCGUUGAACGCGAGGAGUCCGCAGGCAAAGCGCAAAAAGCCGAGAGCGACGAGCGUUGCGCCUCACGUCAGCUCUGUGGCCGGGAGGAAGCUGAGACUGGCGAGCCGUCCGCAAAGAACUCUCGACUCCCGUCCUCAGGCCAAGAUGAGAGUCCCACACCUGGCAAACAGAUGCGGCGUGGCGGUGCCGAUCGGGAGACGACCGACGACGACCAGACAGACGGGCCCUCGCGCGAAAGCAGAGCAGCGACCCCGAUGGCCGCAAAAGAAGCCCAAAGCUACCGCACAUCAGGCCGCCCCAGCCGCGCCCACGCUCCGCAGCGCGAGAGAGGGGGGGGCGAAUGCAGGCCGGGACGUGGCGAGGGGGAGCAGCAGCCCCGCGGCGAGCGCACGCACGCGACCAUUGUGAGGGGGUCCAAAGAAGCCCACGGAGAGGCGGCAGCCCACGAGCUCAAACGCGUCUUGGAACAAUGCACGGCGGGGCGAGGAGAGCGGGGGGACCACCUCGGCAAAGAGCCCGGAUCCUUUUGCCGGACUGCAGACGACUGCGGCAGCAGGCAUUGCGGCGACCGCGGAAUCAUUGGCGCAGGCUGCAUCACGCCGUCGAUCGCCGACCAGGCACCUGGAGUCGGCGUCCUAUCGCCCCUGCCUCGUUCUGCGCCCGUCCAUGCGGUUUCCGCCUCGAGCAAACGCCGCACCCUCCUCUCUGCGUCCUCGUUCGCGCCCACGUCUCUUCUGCCUUCAACGUUCUCCCUCGCCGCCUUUGCGCUAGCCGCCGCGCCAAGCGGCGCGUCCGGUGAUGUUCUCUUGUGUCCGGCUGCGCGGCCAGUGCUCCCUCCCCUCUGCGCCUCGGCGAGUUCCUGCCGCGGCUCAUCCCCCAGUCCGCUCUCCUGCGACGUCGCUUGCCACUUCGUCUCUCCUGGUUCACGAACCGGGAGCGGCGUUUGUUGCUGCAGGCGGCUGUCCUCUGCUCUGCGGGAAAGCAGCGUCGAGACCCCUUGCUGCGGUCGCCACUGUGCAUGUGCGUGCUGCGGAGACGACUGCCGAGUCUUUUCGCGAUCUCUGCGUCACGGCUACCCCACAGCAGACAGCGUCGCGCACGCUGCCUGCGGAGGCAGAUCGCUCGCACGCGACGCUUCUCCCAGCAGCGCAAGCCCCUCUGGAGGGCGUCUGGCUCCCUCCCAGAAAACGGGAGGGACGUCUGGCGCGAUGUAUGCGGCGCAGGCUUCGGCCUCGUCUUCUCCUUCGUGCUGUCCACGUCACCACGGCGUCACCGAUGGAGCCGGCGAGGCGCUCGACCGCGGCGGCGGGUCUUCGACGUGCUCAUGCGAAAGCGGGCUCUCGGUGUCUCACGCGCGCGGCGAGAGCGGCUGGGCGCCUUCCUGUCUCCUCUCGCUCGAGAGCGACGGCGGCGGCGCCGCGACAGGGCCGCUGAUCAUUUUGCAUCUCACGAAAGAGCUCGUUCUUCUCCUGCUUCAGUCAGUGCAAGACGCCGUCAGGUCCUUGGCCGCAGAAAGUCCCGUGGCGCAGGCCGAGCCGGCUUGCGAGACGGAGCUCGACGCGGGCUGCGGGAGGAGCCCUGUUGACGCGCCCGCCUGCGAUGAGCCCGACGCCUGGCAGGGCGGAGACUCCAGUCCCGACCAAAACCCAGGCGGGCCUCGCGAGAAGCGCGAGCGUGGGCGGCCGGCGCGCGAGGCGGUAAGCUGCGAGUUCUCCGGCAAAGACGCGGAGCUGUGCGUUGCAGCCAUCGAGCGGCACAAAGACUCGGUGCGGCUCGCCAGCCACGUUGAGAGCCUCGGGCGCUACACGAAGCUCUUCCGCGCGUGCAUCAAAGCAAAGCAAGUCCCCACGCAACUUCCUCACCUGCGUCUCCUCCAGCUCUUGCGCGAGUUGCUUAGCAUGCAGAUCGUCGAGGAAGAACGCAGAGCGCAGCAGGCGCCGCCCCAUGGGUCUCCAGCGGCGGCAGCGGACAACGUGCUCGCGCACGGGGUCUCCUCCACGGAAAGCUCCUCGGGACAAGUCAGCCCGGCCGAGUUCCCCGAUCGACUGCCGAGUGCGGGCGCUUCUUGCGAAAAGGACGGCAGUAUGCGCGCGGCCAGCGGGUCCGGAGGCACCUCGGGGCGAGGGGCGGGGGGUCGCGUGAGCCGCGUCACGACGGCGGCGACGGACGAAGUCCACGCCCGCGAGCCAGACGACGAAGGGGCGGCGGAGGCCGUGGAGACCGAGGAGUCAGGAACCAGCGAAGGCGAGCGCCGGCUGACGCGCGGCGCGUGCUCGCACUCGAGAGAAGACGGCGGCGCAGCCGCGGCCGCGCACCCAGGCGCCAGCCACCUUCCUUCGUUGGGGGCCGCGGAACAGGGCAAAGGCCCCGUGGGCGGGGGGGGCGACGGGAACGAGCGAGCCGCUCGCGAGGAGGGAGAAAAGUCUCCGGCGAAGCAAAGCUUUCAGCAACACACGCACAACACACGAAGCAGAAGCCACUUAGCCAAGCAAGGCGGCGGAGGGGGGCCAAGUUCAGGAAAUGCCUCACGCACGGGCGGUGAGCGGAACUCGGGCGCAGCUGCUUCCUCCUCGCAGGGCCGCCCUCACCCCCGCGGUCUGCCGGGAGCGCGGCGAGCCUGCGCUGGCAAACGCCAGCAGCACGCGGCCGAUGCUGCCUCGACGACGGGGGGGGGAGACGAUAACCAGUCGUCGGACUCUGGAGGAGGCCAAGAGGAGCGGAACCCGGUGAAACCUGAGAAAAAUGCUUCGGGCGGCUUGUCAGCUUCUUCUGUCGAGUCCCGGCGGAGCUCGCAGAGUCAGAGGCACCCUCCGGAACCGACGUCGAGUGCCGAGAAGCCUUCACUCACCGCGACGUCACAGCUCUCUCCUCAUUUCUCUCCCUCAGGCAAAAUCCCUUCCUCAUUCUGCUUCGGAGACCGGCUGGCGUCUGAAUCCUCCUCUAGCCGGCCUCCCACAGAGAUUCUCGGCGGAACACCGUCCUCCGCGGAUGGCGACGGCCUCAUCGAGGACCAAGACUAUGACGUGCGUGAGGGAUCCUCCUCUCGAGAGGGCGAUGCCACUGUCCAAGAUUCUCUCGCGCGGCUGCUCCUGUAG